GGCCAGUUGCCGGGUAACAGAGCGGAGCGGCUCCCGGCGCGCCGCCUCCCGCCCUCUGCCGAGUGGCGCUGGGACCGCCGCUGCUUUACGUAAGGCGCAGGCCAGGGCCGCCUGGCGCUCGGCAGCCGCCCGCAGCCCCUCGCAGCGAGAGGAGAGGCGCCCCCGCCGGCCGCCGCGCCGCCCGGCAGCUUCGGCAGGUUCUGCCGGAGACUUCCAUUUGGCCUCAAUGUGAAAUUAAAGUAGAAAUUCAUAUCUACAUGUUUGUUGCUAUCAGGAAGAUUCAUUGGUCAUGUGUGAAGAGGGAAAUUCUAUUUUAGAUGGCUGACCACCAGCAAAAAUAAAUGCUUAUCCUCGAUGUCAAGCAUCUCUCCUUUUUACUGGAGUGAAAAUCCUCUCCAGAUACCAACAGAAUAUCAACGAAGGAAAAUGCUUCGCACUUUAAGGAUGUCAGCAACCUAAAUUCAUGCCCCUAUCUGUACAGUUGUUGUGGAUGGUUUGCCAUCUGAAAGCUCCUCAAGUUCUUAUCCAGGCCCUGUGUCUGUUUCUGAAAUGUCUCUGCUUCAUGCUUUGGGUCCAGUGCAGACCUGGCUGGGACAAGAGCUGGAGAAAUGUGGCAUUGAUGCCAUGAUUUAUACUCGGUAUGUCCUCAGUCUUCUACUGCAUGACAGCUAUGAUUACGACCUGCAGGAACAGGAGAAUGACAUCUUCCUGGGCUGGGAAAAAGGAGCUUGUAAGAAAUGGGGAAAGAGUAAGAAAAAGUGUUCAGAUCUAACUCUAGAAGAAAUGAAAAAACAGGCUGCUGUCCAGUGUCUUCGAUCUGCUUCUGAUGAAGACCAAAGUUGCUGCAAAAUGACUAACCUUCCACUCAUGGUUAAGAGCUCUGGUAUCGAGACUUUAGUGGAGGAACUGUGCUCCAGACUAAAAGACCUUCAGAGUAAGCAAGAAGAGAAGAUUCACAAAAAGUUAGAAGGGUCUCCCUCUCCAGAGGCAGAAUUGUCCCCUACAGCGAAGGAUCAAGUGGAAAUGUACUAUGAAGCAUUCCCACCACUCUCUGAGAAACCAGUUUGCCUGCAAGAAAUCAUGACUGUGUGGAACAAGUCUAAAGUCAGUUCUUACUCUAGCUCCUCUUCAUCGUCCACAGCCCCUCCAGCUAGCACAGGGACAUCCUCUCCCAAGGACUGCAACAGUGAAGGUGAAGUCAUCAAGGAAAGAGGCAGUGAAGUCCCCAUCACUGUGCCUGAGAAAACCCAGGGCAAAAGUAAAAAUGAGAAGGAGAACAAAUUCAGUAACGGCACAGUCGAAGAAAAGCCUGCUUUGUACAAAAAGCAAAUCCGACAUAAACCUGAAGGAAAGAUUCGCCCUCGCUCAUGGUCUUCCGGCUCUAGUGAAGCAGGCUCAAGUUCAAGUGGCAAUCAAGGAGAAUUAAAAGCAUCCACAAAAUAUGUUAAAGUAAGACACAAGGCACGAGAGAUUCGAAACAAAAAAGGGCGGAAUGGGCAAAGCAGGCUCUCAUUAAAGCACAGCGAAAAGGCUGGAAGGAGCAUCCACACAGGAAGCAGCAGCAGCGGCAGCAGUGGUCCCGUCACACAGCUGUGCAGGCGGGCGAAGCGGCCACUGAGAGAAGCAGGGAGGAAGGAGCCUGGCGGUGCUGAUGGGAAAGACCUGUACACGGAGAGCAGGAGUGACAGGGAGUACAAAGAGGAGCCGCUGUGGUACACCGAACCAAUUGCUGAGUACUUUGUUCCUUUGAGCAGAAAAAGUAAACUAGAGACCACAUACCGAAACAGACAAGAUACAAGUGAUCUGACAUCAGAGGCAGUGGAAGAAUUGUCUGAAUCAGUGCAUGGUCUUUGUAUCAGCAGCAGUAACAUUCAUAAAACAUACCUCGCAGCAGGGACCUUCAUUGAUGGUCAUUUUGUAGAAAUGCCUGCAGUUAUAAAUGAGGAUAUUGACCUCACUGGGACCUCAUUGUGUUCUCUACCAGAGGACAGUAAAUAUCUGGAUGAUAUUCAUCUAUCAGAAUUAACACACUUCUAUGAAGUAGAUAUUGAUCAAUCCAUGUUGGAUCCUGGUGCCUCAGAAACAAUGCAAGGAGAAAGUCGGAUUUUGAAUAUGAUUCGACAAAAAAGUAAAGAGAAGACAGAUUUUGAGGCAGAAUGUUGCAUAGUGUUAGAUGGUCUGGAGUUGCAAGGGGAACGUGCAAUAUGGACAGAUUCUACCAGCUCCGUGGGUGCUGAGGGCUUAUUCCUGCAAGACCUUGGCAAUCUGGCUCAGUUUUGGGAGUGCUGCUCAUCUAGCUCUGGCGAUGCUGAUGGAGAGAGUUUUGGAGGAGAUUCUCCUAUCAGACUCUCUCCAAUCUUAGACAGCACAAUGCUCAAUUCACACUUGCUUGCUGGCAAUCAAGAGCUAUUUUCAGAUAUUAAUGAAGGAUCUGGUAUAAACUCUUGUUUUUCAGUGUUUGAAGUGCAAUGCAGUAAUUCUGUUUUACCAUUUUCUUUUGAAACACUCAACUUAGGAAAUGAAAAUACAGAUUCUAGUACUAAUAUGCUUGGGAAAACACAGUCUAGAUUGCUAAUAUGGACCAAAAAUAGUGCCUUUGAAGAAAAUGAACACUGUUCUAAUCUUUCAACAAGAACUUGUAGUCCGUGGUCCCAUUCAGAAGAAACACGUUCGGAUAAUGAGACAUUAAAUAUUCAGUUUGAAGAAUCCACACAAUUUAGUGCAGAAGAUAUUAAUUAUGUAGUUCCUAGAGUCUCAUCAAAUUAUGUAGAUGAAGAACUUCUGGAUUUUUUGCAAGAUGAAACUUGCCAGCAAAACAGUAGAAGUUUAGGUGAAAUUCCUACGUUAGUUUUCAAAAAAAAAUCUAAACUAGAAUCUGUCUGUGGUAUUCAGCUAGAACAAAAAACAGAAAACAAAAACUUUGAAACUACACCAGUAUGUAGUGAAAGCAGUCCACAUGGAGAUGGCUACAGCUCAGGGGUUAUUAAAGACAUUUGGACAAAGAUGGCAGAUAGAAACUCUGUGGCUACAGUAGAAAUAGAAGGAAUUGAUGAGUUGUUUUCAACAGAUGUAAAUAACUCCUGCUGCUGUUUGGAUGCUGAAGCUAACGUGGAAACCCUUCAGGAGCCCAAUAAGGCUGUGCAGAGGUCCGAGUAUCAUCUGUGGGAGGGGCAGAAGGAGACCCUGGAGAAAAGGGCAUUUGUUUCUGGUGAGCUAUCGAAGGCUGAUGGUGGCGAUUAUACUACACCCUCUAGACCUUGGGAUGUAUCCCAAGAUAAAGAGAAUGCUUUCAUUCUUGGAGGAGUUUAUGGAGAACUCAAAACCUUUAAUAGCGAUGGGGAAUGGGCGCUGGUGCCACCUAGUCACACAAAAGGAAGUUUGUUACAGUGUGCAGCUUCCGACGUAGUGACAAUAGCUGGUACAGAUGUCUUUAUGACCCCAGGAAACAGUUUUGCUCCUGGUCACAGGCAGUUAUGGAAACCCUUCGUGUCAUUUGAACAGAAUGAGGAGCCGAAGAGUGGAGAAAAUGGAUUAAAUAAGGGAUUUUCUUUUAUCUUCCAUGAAGACUUACUAGGAGCUUGCGGUAACUUUCAAGUUGAAGAUCCUGGACUUGAAUAUUCUUUCUCUUCCUUUGACUUAAGCAAUCCAUUUUCACAGGUUCUUCAUGUAGAAUGUUCAUUUGAACCCGAAGGGAUUACAUCUUUCAGCCCCAGUUUUAAACCGAAAUCAAUCCUCUGCUCUGAUUCAGACAGUGAAGUUUUUCAUCCCAGGAUAUGUGGAGUUGACAGAACACAAUACAGGGCUAUUCGCAUCUCUCCUAGGACUCACUUUCGCCCCAUUUCUGCAUCUGAACUGUCCCCAGGAGGAGGAAGCGAGUCAGAAUUUGAAUCUGAGAAAGAUGAAGCAAAUAUUCCCAUUCCUUCUCAAGUUGAUGUAUUCGAAGAUCCACAGGCAGAUCUCAAACCUCUAGAAGAAGAUGCAGAGAAAGAAGGCCAUUACUAUGGAAAAUCAGAGCUUGAGUCUGGAAAAUUCCUCCCCAGGUUAAAAAAAUCUGGAAUGGAAAAGAGUGCUCAGACAUCACUGGAUUCUCAAGAGGAAUCAACGGGGAUUCUUCCAGAAGGAAAGCAAAAUCAGUGUUUGGAAUGUAACAUGAAUGAAUCUCUGGAAAUAAAUUUAGAAAGCUCAGAAGCAAAUUGUAAAAUAACGGCACAAUGUGAGGAAGAAAUUAAUAAUUUUUGCAGUUGCAAAGCAGGUUGUCAGUUCCCUUCUUACGAGGAUGAUCCAGUCUCUUCAGGACAUCUGGAGGAGGUAUGUGCCUACAUGUUUGUAUUUGACAGAAGGAUUUGAUCAGACUUUAAUUCAAGAACAGCCAUAUCAGGCAACAAAAGAAAGACAGGAUUAAAUUAUUGGGAAACUAGCUUAAAUGUCUUAAAAUGUAUCAUUAAGGUUUUACAUUUAAAGACUUAAGAUGAAUUUGAUGUUCAUAAAUUUGAACUAAACUCUACACUUUUUCUGCAGAGAAGGCAUUUAAAGAUCCCUGUAUGUAGAUUCUUCUGUGUUGUUUUAAUAUAUGUGUACUAUACUUAAUGUAAGCACUUAGUGUAAACACUGCAUUGGGAAGGGGCUGCUAGUAAAGAGUUUUCAGUAGCUAGCCUCUCUGCCUCUUAGGUGUUGAUAAGUUUAUUAAAACUUGUGUUUUAGGCUCGGUGCCUGUG
Otolemur garnettii (small-eared galago) is the source of this 4715-nucleotide messenger RNA. RefSeq names its product KIAA0232 ortholog. The coding region runs from base 550 to 4347 and encodes 1265 amino acids. NCBI's taxonomy places the organism in Eukaryota, Metazoa, Chordata, Mammalia, Primates, Galagidae. The transcript has 7 exons. The record is from RefSeq and is a predicted model, not a curated record.